Molecule: messenger RNA, 579 nt
Organism: Chaetomium fimeti
Lineage: Eukaryota; Fungi; Ascomycota; Sordariomycetes; Sordariales; Chaetomiaceae
Exons: 2
Coding region: 91-552 (153 amino acids)
Biological process (GO): translation
Cellular component (GO): ribosome
Molecular function (GO): structural constituent of ribosome
Source: RefSeq, a predicted model, not a curated record
ACUUUGGUCGGCGGCGCAUCACGACAACACCACGAACCACCCCAGUUGACCUUGCCAAAAGUGCGAAGAGGACCGAGAAGACACGCAACUAUGUCUCGGGUCAGCCUCCAAUCCCCGCUCCUCCAGGCGGUGCUGCGACGGCCAACCGCCCAGCUAAUUCCUCGCUGUGCUCUGGCGACGACGAAACCCACUGCUGCUCGCAGCAUCUCGCACCUCCCCACCCUCCGACCAACACUCACCACCCCAUCGCCCAUCUUCCGCGCCGCGAACGCCCAGCGCUUCGCACCAGCAGCAACAACCACGCUCAUGGCCGGCACAGAAACGGCGACGGGCGAGGUGGCCGACGUGCUGGGCAAGGCGGCGGUGACGGCGCACCCGGCGCUCGCGGGCUGCGCCAGCCAGAUGCGCUGCGGCCCGCGCGCCAACAUGUCCGGCGCCAGCCGCCUCAUCCAGAAGCGCCGCCACGGCUUCCUCAGCCGCCUGCGCUCCAAGGCGGGGCAGAAGAUGAUCACGCGGCGGAGGACGAAGGGGAGGAAGAAGUUGGGGCAUUAGGGGUUGGGUGGUUGGGUUCUGGGGGUA